Messenger RNA from Rhopalosiphum padi (bird cherry-oat aphid), 818 nucleotides. RefSeq lists its product as uncharacterized. NCBI's taxonomy places the organism in Eukaryota, Metazoa, Arthropoda, Insecta, Hemiptera, Aphididae. The record is from RefSeq and is a predicted model, not a curated record. Bases 269 to 676 code for a protein of 135 amino acids. The transcript is spliced from 3 exons.
UGUAUACUAUACAGACGAUUGCUGUUUGUUCAUUGUCGGUCGGAUUAAAUUGUUGAUGAUUUACAAGGUCCAGAGUGUACGAUGAGCCAUUCGAUUUGGCAUUUCGAUCGAAAACCAUGACAAAUGUUUUAAAUAAUAUUACACAUCAAACGAUAUUGAAGAUUUCUACCAUGGUUCGUUACGGCUUUACUACCUAUUCGAGUACCGAUGUUGCGGCGGAUCAAAAUUUGUUUGUCCGUCCGAUUAAAUCAAAACAUCCAAUUGGCCCAUGUGCAAUUAUAUAUUCGAGUGGUACAGCAGGAACUCCGAAAGGAAUUUGUCUGAAGACGCUAGGAAAUCAGCUUUAAUCUCGUUCAAGCAGUCAUUAACGGAAGAACCUAUUGAAAACAAAUUUAGGACCGCUUCUCCUAUAUUUUGGUACACGGGAAUUGAAUUAAUGAUGAUCGGUAUUCAUUCUGGCAAACCAAGACUAUUAUUCUCGACAAAACCAACCACUGAACAAAUACUUGAUUCAAUAGACAAAUGUCAAGCAACAUUUUUAAUGACCGGUGUAGCUGCAAUCAAUGAAAUGAUGUCCUGUCAAAUGGCAAAUGACCACAAUUAUAAUAUCCAGAGUUUAACGACAUUCGUAGUUGGUGGGUCACCGAUGUGGCAGAUUUACAAAAGACAGUUGUAAACAAUUUAACUGCGGGGAAGCAUACGUGAUCAAACAAGUGUACGGUGCAUCUAAGCACGGUAUUAUAGCGGUUUGGUCGAUGGAUUCGGGCAUAGGUACCGUCAGAGACGGAUCUGUUGGUUGACCAACAGCUGGUAUAAAA